AUGAGUGGGCUGCACAAGUACAUGCACAAACUCAACUUCUACCUCAUUAGUCAGUCAAAGAACAAGGGUUCUGAACAGUUGGCACAUGUUCUUGCUCUGGAGAAAACAGUUGAGGACUAUCAGUGCCAUGUGGAUCAGUUAGAGAAGGAUCUUGUUGAUGAUUGUGUCAAUGACAUUGUUGACUACAAUCUACAACUUGCUGCAGCAAAAAGGUCACUGUCAAAGGCAGCCCAGGCCCUCAAGAAGACAAAGGCUUCAUUGGGACUUUCUGCCCAAACUGACCUUCAUCUGCUGAGGAACAACAAGUGGCUCCAAACACAAACAAAUGCACAAGCACUUAAGGUUUGGAUAAGGGAACAACUUCAUCAGCGCAAGUUUGAGUUCCAGCAACUACAAUGGUCAUAUGGGACCUCUUCCAGUAGUGAGCAAAUUUUUAUUUCUGGCUGCUAUGUUCAAUAA
Pisolithus orientalis is the source of this 459-nucleotide messenger RNA. RefSeq lists its product as uncharacterized. The transcript has 2 exons. Lineage: Eukaryota; Fungi; Basidiomycota; Agaricomycetes; Boletales; Pisolithaceae. The record is from RefSeq and is a predicted model, not a curated record. Bases 1 to 459 code for a protein of 152 amino acids.